Messenger RNA from Staurois parvus, 712 nucleotides. Lineage: Eukaryota; Metazoa; Chordata; Amphibia; Anura; Ranidae. The record is from the annotation of a GenBank genome assembly.
CGGGCAUCGAGUCGUCUGGCAAGACUGCGGGCAUCGAGUCGUCUGGCAAGACUGCGGGCAUUGAGUCAACUGGCGGAACAGCGGGCACGAGUCAUCUGGCAAGACUGCGGGCACCGAGUCGUCUGGCAAGACUGCGGGCACCGAGUCGUCUGGCAAGACUGCGGGCACCGAGUCAACUGGCGGAACAGCGGGCAUAGAGUCAACUGGCAAGACUGCGGGCACCGAGUCGUCUGGCAAGACUGCGGGCACCGAGUCGUCUGGCAAGACUGCGGGCACCGAGUCGUCUGGCAAGACUGCGGGGCACCGAGUCGACUGGCGGAAACAGCGGGCACCGAGUCGACUGGCGGAACAGCGGGCACCGAGUCGUCUGGCAAGACAGUGGGCUCCGAGUCAACAGGCACGACAGUGGGCACCGGGUCAUCAGGUAUCGGAUUGUCUGGCUCGACAGCGGGCAUCGGGUCACCAGGCAUCAGGUCAUUUGGCUUGCCAGCGGGCACCGCGUCAUCUGGCAAGGCAGUGGGCACCGGGUCACCAGGUAUGACAGCGGGCUCUGAGUCAAUUGGCACGACAGCGGGCACUGGAUCAGGUACCGGAUCAUCUGGAUCAACAGCGGGCAUCGAGUCAACUGGCCUAAUAGGAUCGUCGGGCUGGAUCAGUUCAUCAUGCUGAGUAGCGGCAUCAGGCUGAAUGCAGGCAUCAGGCUGAGGAGAGG